Artibeus jamaicensis (Jamaican fruit-eating bat) is the source of this 408-nucleotide messenger RNA. It is a transcript of the gene SCGB1C1, whose product is annotated as secretoglobin family 1C member 1. Bases 70 to 357 code for a protein of 95 amino acids. The record is from RefSeq and is a predicted model, not a curated record. Lineage: Eukaryota; Metazoa; Chordata; Mammalia; Chiroptera; Phyllostomidae. The transcript has 3 exons.
CCCGGCCCAGGCCGCCCCUGAGACAUAAAGCCGGCCCAGGCCGCCCCUGAGGAGCCUCUGCUGUGCGCCAUGAAGGGGAGCAGCACCCUCCUGCUGGUGGCCCUCCUCGUGCUCUGCAUCUGCGGGCGGGCCACGGGGGAGGACAACGGAGAGUUUUUCAUGGAAUUCCUGCAAACGCUGCUGGUGGGUUCCCCCGAUGACCUCUACGAGGGGCCCCUGGGCAAGUACGACGUCAACGCCGACGCAAAGGCAGCGCUGGUGGAGCUCAAGUCCUGCAUAGACGGCCUGCAGCCCAUGCACAAGGCGGCGCUGGUCAAGCUGCUGGUACAAGUGCUGGGCAGUGAGGAUGGCGCCUAGGGGACCCCAGACGUGGCCACACACAGCCGUGGCUGCAUGCCCACAUCCCUC